AAAUCAAUCUAUCAAUAAUUCAUCCCUGUAAUAAAUUGUGCUCAAAAGCUUCUCAAGUCGCACUCUCCAUCACACAAUAAUAUCUUCAUCCCCACACUCACUCACCAUCUCUGCUCUGCUAAAUCCCCGAUAAUAAUCGAUUCCCUCUUCACCUCAGUUGCAGUUGAUGUUUCCAUUUCCCCACGUUUUGAGUAAUUCCGAUUGCCCAGCGCUCACAACCACUGCAAGUGGUUGGCCGGAAUUCUUUUCCCUCCUCUGAAAUGGCUGAUGCGAUUAAAUUAUCCAACAGUUCUCAGAGAUCUCCCUAUUCAAUUUCCAGUUUUGUCUCUUCGUCUUUGAGCUCUUGCCGCAGCGCUCGUUCCCCCAAUCGAACCGGACUUCGUGGAAAAGUGCUUUCUGUUUCGAGCCUUUCUUCUGCCGCCGGCGGUAUUGUUUCUCCGAUUCCGUCGCGGUGUCGCAAGCAAUUGGGGCCAUCAAAGAUACAAGCAACUGUUACUGAAACCGAGCAGCCGAAGUGGUGGGAGAAAAAUGCCGGCCCAAACAUGAUUGAUAUUCACUCGACGCAGGAGUUUUUAAAUGCCUUGAGCGAAGCCGGGGAUCGUCUAGUCAUCGUCGAGUUCUAUGGAACGUGGUGCGCAUCUUGCCGAGCACUCUUUCCCAAGCUUUGCAGGACGGCUGUCGAACAUCCCGACAUCCUGUUCUUGAAAGUCAAUUUCGACGAAAACAAGCCCAUGUGCAAGAAUUUGAACGUCAAGGUUCUUCCGUAUUUCCAUUUUUACCGCGGUGCGGAUGGCCGGCUCGAGGCCUUUUCUUGCUCCCUCGCCAAGUUCCAGAAAAUUAAAGACGCCAUCGAGCUACACAACACUGCUCGCUGCAGCAUCGGCCCUCCGGCCGGCGUUGGCGAACUUAACCUCGAAAGCCCCUCCCCUCCAAAGGAGAAACUUCCGGAAUCAUCCGGAACAUAGCCGCCGUCGAUCGCCAUGCUGCCUUCUUGGUCGACCCUCCGGCUGUUUAUCCGGUCACCGGAAUGGGUAACAGAGUUCGUUAUUUGUAUCUAUAUGAAUAAAACUGUAUCGACUGAGUCGGGUAGGGUACAGAGCUUAUUUGGUAAAAAUAUCGAUUAAAUUAAAAAAGAAAAACGGUAAAUCCUUGAUUGUAGGGUAAAAGUUAGAAACGAAGGGUUAAAAAGAGUGAAAAAAAAAAAUUAACCAAAAGAUAGAAA
Andrographis paniculata is the source of this 1222-nucleotide messenger RNA. RefSeq names its product thioredoxin-like 2, chloroplastic. NCBI's taxonomy places the organism in Eukaryota, Viridiplantae, Streptophyta, Magnoliopsida, Lamiales, Acanthaceae. Bases 261 to 965 code for a protein of 234 amino acids. Gene Ontology annotation, biological process: cell redox homeostasis. The transcript is spliced from 4 exons. The record is from RefSeq and is a predicted model, not a curated record.